Cucumis melo (muskmelon) is the source of this 952-nucleotide messenger RNA. RefSeq names its product late embryogenesis abundant protein D-29-like. The transcript has 3 exons. The record is from RefSeq and is a predicted model, not a curated record. NCBI's taxonomy places the organism in Eukaryota, Viridiplantae, Streptophyta, Magnoliopsida, Cucurbitales, Cucurbitaceae. Bases 205 to 825 code for a protein of 206 amino acids.
ACUUAUAAUUUCAGCGCCCAAUCUCCAUUCUCUUCCUUUUUUUUUCUUUUGAAUUUUAAUUCGAAUUUGAAGUUUCAUACAAUUUUAUUUUUUGUUGGUGGUGGAGGAGAUCGGGAUCGGGAUCGGAGAAAAGAGAAUUAUAAUAAUUGGAAAAAAAAAGGAAGAAACGAAUAAAAUAAUAAUAAUAAUAAUAAUAAAGAGAUAAUGGGGAGGAAAACGGCGACGUUAGUGGUGGCGGUGGUAUGGCUGGUGUUGGUGGCGGAGAAAUGCAGUGGGUAUGGUGAAGCAGUACGAGAUGUGAAGGACAAUGUGAGUGAAAUUGCGGAAGAUGCAAAACUUGAUGAAAAGGCCGAAGCUGUCAAAUCUACGGCUUCUGAAGUAUACAGCGAUGCUAAGGACAAGGCUGAGUCCUGGUCCAACUGGGCUUACGACAAGAUUUCCAAGGGAUUAGGAUUGAGCGAAAAAGAAUUGAAAGAGACGGCGCAUAACGUAGCGGAUAAAGCAGGGGAUGCAGCCAUUAAAACCACAGAAAAAAUUAACACAGCAGCUUCAGGUGCAUCUAAUUACGCAUCUGAGAAAGCGGGAGAGGCAGCGAAGGCAGCGUCGGAAGCGGCGAGCAACCUGAAGAGCAAGUCGGGGGAUGUGGUGGGGACGGCGACGGAGAAGGUGAAAGAGACGCUGGUGAGCGGAAAAGAUAAGGCGGCGGAGGUGUAUGAGGCGGCGAAGGAGAAGAAGAAAGAGAACUGCGAAACGGCGAGAGAAAUGGCGUCAAAGACCGCGGAGGAAAUUGGGUGUAGGAUCAGGGAGAAGACUGCUGAGCUGUGAAGGUGUUGUUUAUGGUUUUUUUUUUUUGGUUAAAUCGUAUUGAUUUGGAUUUUAUAUUUGGGUCUAGGGAUUGAGUUGUAAUGGAUGUUUUUGUUGGGCUGUUUAAUAAAAUAUUGGUUGAAGUGGA